UCAUACCGUUUUGUUCACUACACAGGAAGUAAAUCCCAGGACGGCAGCAUCUCUGAGCUGGAGGAGCUCCCUGUUCCUCGGAACAUCAAGAUCAGCAACAUCACCUGUGACUCCUUCAAGAUCUGCUGGGACAUGGAACCAGGCAGCAGGGAGCGCAUCACGCACUACUUCAUCGACCUGAACAAGAAAGAAAACAAAAACUCCAACAAGUUCAAGCACAAGGACGUCCCCACCAAGCUCGUGGCCAAGGCCGUGCCACUGCCCAUGACGGUCAGGGGUCACUGGUUCCUGAGCCCCCGCACAGAGUACACUGUGGCCGUGCAGACCGCAUCCAAACAGAGUGACGGGGACUACGCUGUCUCUGAGUGGAGCGAGAUCAUCGAGUUCUGCACUGCUGAUUAUUCCACCGUUCAUCUCAACCAGCUGAUGGAAAAGGCAGAGGUCAUCGCCGGCCGGAUGUUACCUUUCUCCGUCUUCUACAGGAACCAGAAUAAAGAGUACUUUGACCUUGCCAGGGAGAAGCAGGGAAACCAGAUGCUGCCGUCGGUGAAGGACAACAGCGGCAGCCACGGCUCCCCCAUCAGUGGUAAACUGGAGGGCAUCUUCUUCAGCUGCAACACAGAGUUCAACACAGGAAAACCUCCACAGGACUCCCCCUACGGUCGCCUGCGCUUCGAGGUGAAGGCCAACACCCUCUUCAACCCCGACACCAACCUGUACUUUGGAGAUUUCUACUGCAUGUACACGGCCUACCACUACGUCAUCCUGGUGCUGGCACCGAAGGGCUCCAGAGGUGAUGAUUUCUGCAAGCAGCGUCUCCCUGCGCUGGACAUCGGAAGCAACCCUUUCCUCACCUGCAAGGUGGUGGAAGGGUGCGAUGGAGGUCUGAUGUUCUACCACGCCCAGGACGUCAUCCUGGAGGUGAUCUACACUGAUCCUCUGGACCUGGCGGUGGGUACGGUGGCGGAGAUCAGUGGGCACCAGCUGAUGAGUCUGUCCACAGUAAAUGCCAAGAAGGACCCCAGCUGCAAGACCUGCAACAUCAGCGUGGGUCGCUAGGAAUCCACAAGUUGUUGGAGGGCGAGGUGAGGGGAGGACUACAGCGUGACUGAGCUACACAUACACACACACACCGACAGACCAGUACAUGCAUGACGCAGCAGAUUCCGUAGGCUCCAGACCUGCACAUCAGCAUUUCUCUAACACUGCUCUGGACUUGAAGAGACCAACAUUCCCAAAGAGAUUGGAGAAGCAACAGGAAAACAGUCACUUCCUGAAACCUGCACCGUCGUCUCGUCACGUGGAAAACACCGAUAUUUGCCCUAAAUGUUUAAAACACACCUGAAGACGUCCACAUCGAGGACUAUCAAAGAGACCAACCCUAACUCAUCCGUCCGUCCCUCUGUCUACUCAUCGACAGGAAACUCACCAAACCCUUUAACUGUAAGUAAAACAUGGGCUACUUGUAUUUAUAUUUAUCACAUUACAUUUGUAUUAAUUUGUUCUUCUCUAUUUAGUCCAUAACCUUUGCCUUGUUAUUAAUGGUAAUACUGUUAACUGACCGUCCACCAAUGUCUGUGGACAAAUGUCUUUUUCUCUUUGUCUUUAUUUACACGUUUGGUUUCCUAUAUUACCGUAGAAAAAAAUCUGACUUCUUUUACCUCCUACUAGUGGCAUAGACUGGUACUACAUGUUCGUAGGGCUGCAUCAUUUCCAGUACAGUCAUCUUACUUUAAACCAAAGGUAAAACAAACCCGACAUCAACCUGCUGUGGAAACAAAUGCAACAACCUCCAAAACUGUCUGCGAUGACUAACCAAUGAACAACUUGUUAACUUGGUUACUUUUUUUUUAAAGGAGAAAAAGAAUGAUGCAGUUGAUUACGAAGAAUUACGAAGGUGGAGCCACUGCUUCGACCUUCUCUGCAGCAUUUGCUUUUAAGUUUAGCGUAGUCAGUGGAAAGUAGAACCAUAAACUGUGCUUAGCAGAGUAAAUGUGAAAAAAUAUUUACUUUUAUUGAUAUUCAUAUAUAUAUAUAUGAUGUAUGUAAAUAUCUAUAGAAAAUUAUAUUAACCCCAAGUGCACAAUGUCAAGAACUCUGAUCAGUGUCAACAACAGCAUUUAAAAGACAGGCAUCAAUAGAGGCCAAUGCAACAGCAGCGUCACUUGCACUAUAGUGUGGAGGUUCACUAACGUACUGUUUUUUUAGAGUGAACUUUCGAAAUUAAAAGGGUCACGAUUCAGAUUUAACCAAUAAUUCUCUAAUGCGAAUCACAGCACAAUGCAGGAGUGAAAAUGCGCUGACGUGCACAAACCUCACAGAACUGUCUCACUGGUAGCAUUUCAAUUUGAAUUUGCCAAGAGGGCACUUUUUUUUGUUUA
This is a messenger RNA of Cynoglossus semilaevis (tongue sole), 2381 nucleotides long. It is a transcript of the gene phyhiplb, whose product is annotated as phytanoyl-CoA 2-hydroxylase interacting protein-like b. The annotation marks the transcript as partial. The transcript has 4 exons. The record is from RefSeq and is a predicted model, not a curated record. Gene Ontology annotation, cellular component: cytoplasm. Gene Ontology annotation, molecular function: protein binding. Lineage: Eukaryota; Metazoa; Chordata; Actinopteri; Pleuronectiformes; Cynoglossidae.